Messenger RNA from Acomys russatus (golden spiny mouse), 1447 nucleotides. Its product is annotated as lactosylceramide 1,3-N-acetyl-beta-D-glucosaminyltransferase-like. The record is from RefSeq and is a predicted model, not a curated record. The transcript has a single exon. NCBI's taxonomy places the organism in Eukaryota, Metazoa, Chordata, Mammalia, Rodentia, Muridae. Bases 174 to 1421 code for a protein of 415 amino acids. Gene Ontology annotation, biological process: brain development. Gene Ontology annotation, cellular component: membrane.
ACAGUGCAUAUCCACAGACAGAACCAUCCGGAGCAGCUGUGUGAGACCGUACACAGAACUUAAUGAAGAAUGCCGGGGUGGACGGAUUUCAGUGCGCCAGUGUGCUCACUCUAUAGUGUUCCAUUCCUUUGCAAUCCCAGAGAACAUGUUGCCAGAAGAGAACGUUGUGUGGAAUGAGACCUUUUACCAUAUUUUAUGACCAAUAUGCAUUAAGAAACACAUCCGUUCUACAAGUACAAAGUUUUCUAGUCUUGAAGAGGCAAGCGGCCAUCUACAACAGACCUGAGACCAUGAGAAUGUUUGGCAGUGGCAGAAGAGUCAAAAGAUGGCAGUUUUUUCAGCUGUUUGCCACUUGUUUUAUAUUGAGCUUCAUGGUUUUCUGGGGCCCAAUCAAUAAUCACAUCGUGAACCACAUGAAGUCCUUCUCCUACAGAUACCUCAUAAAUAUCUACGACUUUGUCAACGACUCCCUGUCCCUCAAGCACAGCUCCGAGCAGGCUCACUACCCAUACUUGAUCAACCACAGAGAGAAGUGUCAGGCUCAAGAUGUCCUCCUCCUACUGUUUAUAAAGACCGCCCCUGAGAACUAUGACCGGCGGUCUGCAAUCAGGAAAACGUGGGGCAAUGAGAAGUAUGCCCAUUCUCAAUUGAAUGCCAACAUCAAAACUCUGUUUGCUUUAGGAACUCCUGCUCCACUGAAGGGAGAACUGCAAGAAAAUCUGAUUUGGGAAGAUCGCGUGUUCAAGGAUAUAAUUCAGCAAGACUUUGUUGAUUCUUUCUAUAACCUCACUCUGAAAUUACUUCUUCAGUUCAGCUGGACAAACACCUUUUGUCCACAUGCCAAAUUCCUGAUGACUGCUGACGACGAUGUAUUCAUCCAUAUGCCAAACCUCAUUGAAUACCUUCAAGGGCUAGAGCAGAUCGGUGUCCGAGACUUUUGGAUUGGCCACGUUUAUCGUGGUGCCCCUCCUGUUAGGGAUAAAAGCAGCAAAUACUAUGUUCCCUAUGAGAUGUACCAGUGGCCGGCUUACCCUGACUAUACAGCUGGUGCUGCUUAUGUCGUCUCCAGCGAUGUGGCUGCCAGAGUCUAUGAGGCAUCGCAGACGCUAAAUUCUAGUCUAUACAUAGAUGAUGUGUUCAUGGGCCUCUGUGCCAAUAAAAUGGGCAUGGUGCCACAGGACCAUGCAUUCUUUUCUGGGGGAGGGAAGGUUCUUUACCAUCCCUGCAUCUAUGAAAAGAUGAUGACAUCUCAUGGACACGCACAUGAUCUACAGGACCUCUGGAUAGAGGCUACAGACCCUAAAGUAAAGAACAUUUCAAAAGGGUUUUUUGGUCAAAUAUACUGCAAGUUCAUUAAGAUAGUUCUCCUCUGCAGGCUGACUGGCAGGAAUCCGUAUCCUUGCAGGGCCGCAUUUGCUUAGUCGUACUUGAAUGCUGUGCUGUGUUC